This is a messenger RNA of Guillardia theta CCMP2712, 3075 nucleotides long. RefSeq lists its product as hypothetical. The transcript is spliced from 32 exons. Lineage: Eukaryota; Cryptophyceae; Pyrenomonadales; Geminigeraceae. Bases 1 to 3075 code for a protein of 1024 amino acids. The record is from RefSeq and is a predicted model, not a curated record.
AUGAGGCAAGUCCAAUUUUACGACGAAGAUGAGGAGUACGGCCUUCCGGAGGGAGAGGUGAAACAAGCUUGGCUCGUUACCUCGCAGCGUGCAGCAAAAGCCAAGCCAACAGAUGAGAUCCCUCUCGACGAUCUGCACCACCUGCGUAAGACCACCGUUGCGAUCCAGUCGGCAAAGACGAGAAUCGAUCGAGAGGAACCGAGGACAGCAUCGAGAUGGCGAGGGAGGAACUUCUUCACAAUAGCUCGCAAACAUGCUGAGAGAGAAGUCUUGAGCACAGCCAAGCAAAACCUGAGGAUCGCGAAGAAGCGAGCUCAAACUUCCUUCACCUUGUCGGAGAGAAAGAAGAAUGAGCAGGACUACGUGACUCACCCGAGCCUGCUGCAGCGGAGGCUGGGGAGGUCAGCCACCAAGGAGAUUCAAGAGUGGAGGCCGCGGGAAGGGAAGGUGGGGUUGACCAUUCGAGAGAUCCAUGACACGUCCACCUGGAGCCUGAAGCCGCCAUGGGUGAAGAGAAUUUCUCAGGACAAGCUGCUCCGCAGGGGAGCAGUGCGGCCGGAAAAGGCGACCGUGCCAGCCAUGAAGUUUGGGAACAAGGACGUGUCCAAGGUAGUGAGAUCAGAGAAACUGUGGGUGUUUGGCGCGGACCUGGAUCUUGAUCUCAGCCUGGGCCUCGAAGCUACACCUCGUGGAGUGCUGCUGGGGGUGAAGGGGGUGAAGAGAGAUGACCUGAUGACCAGCGGACACACGAUCCCCCACUCGGUGAUGGUGAGAAGCAGAGAAAAUGCGCAUCGACCAAGCAGAAACCGGACGUCUUUCAGGGCGAGGAGGGCGAGGAGCUUGUCUCCUUUCUCAGUGAAGAAGAAAAUGGCAGCAGGGCGGAGCCGAUCGAUUUCUCCGACCUCGUCCAAGAGUGCGGACGAGCGCAGGAGGCAAACAUUGACAGUCAUCAAAGAGAAAAUCCUGGACACGAUCGUUUCCUUUGACCUCUGGAGCGAGGAAGGAGUUCUGAUGGCAAUGGAGGAUGCACUCCUUGCCCAUCCGCAGGUCGAGCAUAGUGUCCUCCUGGAGGAACUACGGCAGCUGGGACGCGAGCUGGGUGUGGAUACAGGAAGGCUGGAGCAAGUCAACGAUGACCAGUCGAGCACGGGGAUCCAUGUGGAUGUCAAGAGAUCUUUGAAGAGCAACAAGAGUGCUUUCGAGUCAUCCUCGUCCUCAUCAGACUCAGACACAGACGAGUCUGAUCAGGAGAGUCAAGGAGGAGUGUGGUCUCGCUUCCGUUCCCGAGCACUGAAGAUUUCGACGGAGGAGGAAGACGUCGAGGGCGAAGUUGAGGAGGAGGAGAUUGUGCUGGGUGAUAGCUCGCAGCUGUCGCUGGAUGAAAAAGUGAGGUCGGUAGCAAGGGGUCUGAAGGAGAAAAAGGUUCACUUCUUCGACGAGCGAGCAGACCAGGAAAUGAAGAAGGGUGCAGGAAACAAUGUGACUGAGUUGAAGGAGUGGGACGAUAUGGAGGACGAGGAGAGAAUGAGGCUCUGCAUCUCCGACCUGGAGGAGCUGAGUCAGAGGAGAAGGGUCGAGCAAUUCUCCCGUCUCUUCCAGUACGCGUCUGCCAUCCGAAGGAUCUACGGCUCUGUGGUGAAGCAGGAGGAGACUUGGGGGCCCUGGGGACCGGAGUGGUUGGGGGUUGUGGAUGAGCACAGCUGCAGUGCGAUCGGGCAAGAGUGGAGGGGGAUGGAACUGGACGAAAGGAUGCGGUGCUGCAUGUCAGGGUUGAGGAGCAGGACGUGCGUGGAAUGGGCGAUCAGCGAACAUGAUGAAAGGGUUGCGAACGCGAUCGACGCCAGCAUGCUCGUCGAAGACAAAGAGGAAGAGAUGGAGGCGUCGAAUCGGAGAGAGCUCAAGUGGUUCGGGGAUGCGCAGAGAGACAGGGACAAGGAGGCGGAGAGGAUACAGCGUGUGAAGGCAUUUGCUACGGGGAAGGAACUUGAGGCUCGGGCGGGGAAGGCGAUGAAGUGGUAUAGGAGGAAGAAGCAGGAGCUGAUUGAGAUGAUCCGCGAUCAUGAGAAGAAAAUGCCCAGAGACGUCGGGCAGACGUUGACCCUCCGUCCUGGAAAGAAUGGCGGGCAUAUUAAUCAGGUGCUGGCUCGGCAGAACGUUCAGUUCCGUCCCAAUCCCUUCACGUACUCGGAUCCUGGAAUCGCGUGGAAGUUUCAAGUUCAGCAAGAUAGAAUUGUCAAACAGGAACUCCAUGUCUAUGACGGGCAACAACGAAUUUCUUCACAGGCGGAUGCUCUCUCUCUCCAAAAAGGACUUCCCUCCAGCACCGUGGUGGAGCUCCCGGGAACAGAUCGGAAGGCAAUCAGGCUGAUGAAACAGAGAGUGGAGAAGGACGAAUCGCUUAGUCUUCCGCUGCGGGAGUUGAGCCAAGAGAUUCAACAGCGAAGUGACCAGGCAGAAAGGAAGCAGCUGGUGAAGAAGAAGCCCGAUCGUAAGGGGAUGGACAGAAGCGAGAGGCUUUACCUCGACAGCUUCGUCCACACCGCAAACUGGAAGACUCCAGCUGGGGGAAGUCACUUCCGCAACGGAGACUCUGCGUACAAGCUGUGGAACAAGCCGACUGGACAUCCGGCACCUUCGCUGCAUGGCGGGGCAAUGCAUGAAAGUAUCCUUGCUUCAAACCUUCGGAUCAAAGCGAGGCAACAGCAGCAGAUACCUGGCGAUUACGAGAUCAUUGUCUUGAGAAUUCUGGGAUUCCCAGAAGGCUCGAAGAAGAAACUCUUCAAACACUUCAGCAAGAGCAUCGGCAAUCACAAGGCGCUCAGUGCAGCAUGGCUCAAGUUCAGUUUCAAGAGAUACGGUGCUGUGCACCUCAGCGUCCCGAGGGAUACGGCCGGAGGAUGGGUGAUGAAUGAGGGCAUAUGUGUGUCGUUCAUCACUAAGGAGGAUGCGCUGAAGGCGGUCAAUGCGCUGCAGGAGGGAGAAACGCACGUGCUACCUGAGAUCAGCAACUUCGACUUGGAGCUCGAGCUCCGAUCUGGCCAGGAGGGCGAUGCUCAACAUCAACUGCCAGCCUAA